Molecule: messenger RNA, 453 nt
Organism: Fusarium graminearum PH-1
Lineage: Eukaryota; Fungi; Ascomycota; Sordariomycetes; Hypocreales; Nectriaceae
Exons: 1
Coding region: 1-453 (150 amino acids)
Source: RefSeq, a predicted model, not a curated record
AUGGCUCUUCCGGAUCCCGGUAUGCCUCCCGGUCGUUUCCACCACGCCAUAUUCGUCGAACAAGAGGAUGAUGGCUCUGGUACUGUCUAUCAUGUUGUCGGCGACGUCACAUUGAGACAAGGAAUGAGCUAUGAGAGUAAAAAGGCUGAGAAUCCAGAGGAGUUGGAAACAUUCCAUUCCAGGGAACUGCUUGGUUACACGCAUUCCAGUCAACAUCCGGGGAUCUGGGAUUCCGUCCUCAGUGCCCUACCCACUCCGCCUCAACAGAAAGCCUCAAACCCAAAGAAGCAAGGAAAAGUCGAGCCCUUCAAGGAGAAAGUUGGCGAUUACGAAUAUGUGUUCUACGGUCCGGACGAAGAUCGUAAACCUCUCUGGAAAUGCACUGAGUGGGUAGAGCGGUAUGCCAUUCCUGCUCUCUGGCAACGUGGUCUUCUUCAACAGGGGGGCUGUUAG